This is a messenger RNA of Durio zibethinus, 711 nucleotides long. Its product is annotated as Ribosomal protein L36. Gene Ontology annotation, molecular function: structural constituent of ribosome. Lineage: Eukaryota; Viridiplantae; Streptophyta; Magnoliopsida; Malvales; Malvaceae. The record is from RefSeq and is a predicted model, not a curated record. Gene Ontology annotation, biological process: translation. Gene Ontology annotation, cellular component: ribosome.
CCCACAUCCUACCCUAAAACCCCAAGACUUUCAAGAGAAGAGCAUCGCAUUUGCUCACCAAGAAAACCAACAAAAACCCAGAGAGAGGUUCUUUCUGCCAAACUUGAAUUUUUGGAAUCUUCUGGGCUUUUCUGACUGUCUGAACAGUAAUAUCUCAACAUUCGUAGUCGUGGUAAGUAUGAAGGUACGAGCAUCAGUGAAAAAGAUGUGUGAAUUCUGCAGAACUGUUAAGCGCCGUGGACGUGUUUAUGUACUCUGCACUGCCAACCCAAAGCAUAAGCAACGGCAAGGCCUUUCCACAUUUGCUUAUGAAGGCAUAUUGCCUACUAGAACGACAGAAACAAAUGUCAAGCAUGCAAUUGUGCCCAGCUACAGCAUGCGGCCAGGACUAGCAUCCCUUCUUCCCAAAAAGCAAGAGCCUUCAUUGAUGAUUGGAUGGAGGGCUAACCUGGCAUCUCUCAUAUUCAAACGUGGAAAUUAGGGGAACCAAAAAGGAGAUUACAGUUGUGGACUUCAUAUUCAACUGAUGCUGCUGAAUCUAAGAUUCUAUGAAUUUUGUUUUGAGUUGCAAUUAUAUUAGUGAACAGUGAUGAUAUAUCUGGAACUAUCUUUGGUAUUUUGUUUCAUCAUGAUGCUGUGCUUAUUGUUGCUGUCCUAAAACAGCUGUUGGAACACACAUAUAAAUGAAACUCGGUAUCUUUUGAUUGUUUU